AUGGACAGUCUUGCGGUGGACAGGCUGGUGAAACAGCUGACGGCGGACUUCGAUGCGCUACAGGACGAAUACCAGAAGCUGCACGGCCAGCACGAAGCACUUGAGAUGAAGUUGGCUACAGCACGAGAACAGUAUAAUGAGCUAGCAAAGCUGUAUGGCGCAGUGCGGCCAGCCACGCCUUCCUUGAGCCUCACGUCCUCUCCAGGACAACCGAAGGACGAAACCUUCGCGCCGAAAAGCUUGCCCGAGAUGCUGGAAAGAAGUGACGAUGGCGAGGUGAAAGAAGCAGCAGCCAAGGUCAGGAACGCGAUUGCAGCAGCAACCGAAUUGCGCCUUGGUCUGCCCACCGUGCUGGAAAGUACAGCGCAAGGUGUCAAGAUAUGGUCAGGACCAUCUGCAGACAGACCUGAAUGUUCAAGCUCGAUGAUGCCAUCUAUAUCAGAAUCUCCACUGGAACAGGACUUUACUGUUGAGGGCAAACCUAGCAAGCUUGGCUGUCCCUUCGCUAGUAUGGCGAACAAGAAGCUCAGCUCGCAUGCAGCCAGCGUCCUGAGCAGGUACAACCAGAGCGGUAGUGCUGGAGCGCACGGUAGUGUUGCUGCCUCAAGCGCUCCGGCCAGCAACAUCAGCCGGAUCAACGGCAGGGACAGUUUCUCACAGAGACGAAGCAGAAGAGCCAGCUUCAUGGACCCCAUUAAGGCUGAGAUAUGUGGCCUGUCGGAUCAUGAUGAACCAGUUGCCAAUCCCCCGGAGCCUGAACGAGUGGCGAGUCCCGCUAGACCACCGACAGUGAAGCCAGAAGUCGAGAAUGCUGAAGCUGGCGUAUGUCCUAUACGUUUCCUCGAUCAGCAUUCGCCAGAAGAGGUAGCUACGUACUUCGAGAAGCACAAGCACGAACUACCACGGAGUCACGAAGUCUGUGUCAUGCGAUAUCAAAGUAACGACGAACAGAUCAAGGAGCUGGACGCGAAGUAUGGUAAUCUCGUCUCCAUGAUCCAGGGCCUCGGUCAGAAACACAAAGACUAUCUUCCGGAGGACCCAGACGAAGCAGAAGAGCAGCAUCCAGAAGAUGCACUGGAUGAUGCGAAGGUGCGCAAAUGGGCUAGUAGCGUGAGCGCUCAAGCUCCCGAAGCAGAUGAUGCUGUUGAGUCUGAAGAGCGGCAGCCUCACUUCGAUCGACCACUCCGAGAUGUUCGUGUUGGAGAGUCUCCAAGUCGACCUUGGGGAGUACAAGUACCCCUGCACUAUCUCGAGCAGGACGAUGCCGCUAGCGAGACUAGCAGCAAGCCUGCAAAGAUCGCCACCACCGCGCCUCCAGACAUGCCUCCUGUCGUUGAGGCCAAGAGCGCACCAACUGGCAGACCGGCAGGAAAAUGUCCCUUUGGCCACGGCGCUGCGGCAACUCCACUCAGCCUACCCAAGCCUUCCGUCGACGUCACGCCAGCAGCGCCUGAUGCGGACGCAGCUCCUAGGUCUGCUCAGACCAAACAUCCUGCCCCUGCCGAUACGACCUCCACGUCAAACAAGGGGCCAUCAGUGAUCUUCAAUGGUCCAGUCUUCAUCGGUUACAGUUCAGAAGAUGCCGUCAAAUUCCUGAAAGAGAGCGGCUAUGGCAUGAGCCAUUGA
Molecule: messenger RNA, 1626 nt
Organism: Fulvia fulva
Lineage: Eukaryota; Fungi; Ascomycota; Dothideomycetes; Mycosphaerellales; Mycosphaerellaceae
Exons: 2
Coding region: 1-1626 (541 amino acids)
Source: RefSeq, a predicted model, not a curated record